This is a messenger RNA of Cuscuta campestris, 925 nucleotides long. The record is from the annotation of a GenBank genome assembly. NCBI's taxonomy places the organism in Eukaryota, Viridiplantae, Streptophyta, Magnoliopsida, Solanales, Convolvulaceae.
UGAGGUGGCAUCAAUGGCUCCAAGAAAACCCCUAUACCUGUCAUGCAACAUAGAAUAAUGAACAAAGUUAGUAAUAGGAAACCGAGUACCAGAUUGUGAAGAACAGGAGGAGACCGGAGCCGUAGUGACAAUCUUUGCGGAAUUGAGAACAUAAUCGUUAAGGUGGGGCGGACGACGACGUAUGCGAGGCGGAAGGGAUGGAAGUAUGGGCGAUGGAGAAGUGGUCUCCACCGAGGAAGACUCGGGGCUGUCGUCGUCAUCGGAAGAGGUGGAGGGCAUGGCAGACUCCGUCGUGGACGGCGACGGUAACGGGGACUGGACGGUGGACUGCUGGGUUGCCGGAAUGGCUGGGACGACGGGACUGGUGGACACCGGCUGGGUCGCCGGUACGGCAAGGGUAGGGACGGGGGGAACAGUGAAAUCAGACGGGGAGGACAGACGCAUGGACCGCAGCGGGGUUGCUGCUGCUGCCUCCCUGGACUGCCUGGCCACUGCCGACGGGGUUACUGCCGCUGCCUCCCUGGGCCGCCUGCCCACUGCCGGCAGGGGUGUUGCUGCCGUACCGAGGACCACCGCGACCACCAGAGAAGGACCCCCCGCGGCUGCCACGACCUCGCCCCCCACCACGAGCGAAUUGAGAUGGAAAUCCAAUGAGCUCAAAACAUGUGUCAAUGUUAUGAUUAGUAUGACCACAAUGUGAACAAGACGGUUUAUUUGGUACUAGGAGGCGUUUGUCCUGUUUCGCGGCAAAGGCAAUAGAGUCCGUACGAUCAUCACGAGUACGAAUGAUAUGGCGAUGACGCUCCUCUUGAGUAACCAAGAAAUAUGCACGAUCAAGAUCGGGCACUGGUUCGGUACCAAUGAUUUGGGAACGGAUAUUACCAAAAUGUUCAUCAUCCAAGCCGAGUAAAAAAUCCACUGUUUU